AUGGCCCAUCAGGGGAGCGUCACGAAGUUGAUGCAGGACAGUGGAACGCAGGUGCACUGGGAUGACAGCAAAGUGAACAUGGACGAUUUUGUGUUACGAGCGACGAGUGACAAUGUAAGGCCAGAAAGACUGAACGAGAUUAAACAAAGCAGCCGCGUGUGUUUGCCGGCACCUUGCGACAAGCUGGAAGCUUAUUCCGGGUUCAUUCCAGUUGACAAUGAAAGUGAUUCCUCGUACUUGUUCUUCUUGCACAUCAAGUCACCGGGUCGAUCGAGCUCGAAACCACUGCUCCUUUGGAUACAAGGUGGACCUUGGAAAUCAUCGUUAUUCAGCCAGUUCCUCGAAAAUGGGCCCCUGGGCAUCAACGCCACCGGUGGCCUCUACUACAGGAACCACAGCCUGUUAAAGGACUUCAACUUAAUCUACCUGGACCAUCCUGUUGGGUCGGGAUACAGCUUUGACGACAACGACCGAUACCCCGGCACUCUUGAUGAAGCAUCGGAGCAGGCCCUGACAUUCCUGAAGCGCUUUUUGAGAACCUUCCCGGAAUACAAGCACAAGGAGUUCUACAUUGCGGGAGAGUCGUAUGGGGCAAGAUCUGCUGUCGGAGUGGCGUACAAGGUGCUGAAGAAACACAAGCAAAUCGACCUGAAGCUCAAAGGGGCCAUGCUAGGCGUAGGCUUUGUGUUUCCACUGCUUGAACUCCUCAACUCGACGGACUACCUGUUUUACUCCGGACUGCUUGGCGAUUUCGGCCGAAGAACAUUCGCCGGCUGGUUAGACAUGAUAAAAGGCCUCGUCGAUCAGAAACACUACUCCAAGGCUACUGAAGACCUGAACCGAAUUGUUUUGAACCAGGCACCUCCCGAAAAUAUGACCAGAACGCACGCCCUGUUCAUCUCGUUCGAGAAGGGCUAG
Molecule: messenger RNA, 918 nt
Organism: Rhipicephalus microplus (southern cattle tick)
Lineage: Eukaryota; Metazoa; Arthropoda; Arachnida; Ixodida; Ixodidae
Product: vitellogenic carboxypeptidase
Biological process (GO): proteolysis
Molecular function (GO): serine-type carboxypeptidase activity
Source: RefSeq, a predicted model, not a curated record